Messenger RNA from Chlorella variabilis, 1932 nucleotides. RefSeq lists its product as hypothetical. NCBI's taxonomy places the organism in Eukaryota, Viridiplantae, Chlorophyta, Trebouxiophyceae, Chlorellales, Chlorellaceae. The record is from RefSeq and is a predicted model, not a curated record. The transcript has 12 exons. Gene Ontology annotation, molecular function: glycosyltransferase activity. The coding region runs from base 1 to 1932 and encodes 643 amino acids.
AUGUUUUACAGCCACCGCAAGUCGGGGCAGCCAGGCCCCAUCACCCGCAUCAUGUGCUGCACCAAGGAGGAGUACGACAAGCUUCCAGAGGCGGACCGCGACCUGGUGCCCACCCAUGUGGCGCCCUCGUACACACGCCACCCUCGCAACGGCGACAUCUACUCUGCCUACAACAAGCCUGUGGCCAUCAUUGACUGGCUGGCCAAGAACGAUGUCAAGGAGGAGUAUGUGCUGGUCAUUGAUGCCGACAUGAUCAUGCGGGAGCCGUUCACGCCAGAGGAGGCGGGCGCCAAGCCGGGCCUGGCAGUGGCGGCCUACUUUGGUUACAUGAAGGGAGUGAAGAAUGCGCUGGCCAUGAAGCACGUGCCCUGGGUGCUGCCCCGCAACGACACCAUGGCAGGUCCUCGUGGGCGACGCGGCGACCAGGUGGGCGGCUUCACGCUGAUGAAUGUGGAGGAUUUAAGGCGUGUGGGGCCUGGGUGGCUCAAGUACACCGAGGAUGUGCGAUUCGACCCAGAUGCCUGGGAGCUGACGGGCGACGCCUACUCCACCCACAAGGGCGACCGGCCCUGGAUUAGCGAGAUGUACGGUUACAGCUAUGGCUGCGCCGCUGCCGACGUGUGGCACAACGUGCACCACACCGCCAUGCUCUACCCCGGAUAUGAAGUUGUCGAGCCGCCCAAGGUGCUGCACUAUGGCCUGCUGUGGAAUGUGCCGGGCACCGACUACUCGUUUGACAAACACUGGCAUUACAGCUUCGACCCGCUGAGCUGCCCGCCCUGGGAGAUUGGCAAAAGUCCGCGUGAGUCGCGUAAGGGCCUGUUCGCCCACCCGCCCAACGCCCGCUCCUUCAAGACCAGCGGCGCCGCGCUGCUGCGGGACCUCAUGUCCAUUGAGGUGCCGCUGACCCUAAAUGUCGCCUUCUGCGAGCGUCACCGCAAGUACUGCCCUUCCAGCGAGGAGCUGGAGCGGGAGUGUGGCAAGGCGGAAGCUCUGAUGAAGGAGUUUGAGGAGGUGUACGCGAUGCUGGAGCUGCCGGACCCCUGCCACGACAUAGAGAGUCGGUGCCAUGAGUGGGCUGAGAUGGGCGAGUGUGAGAACAACCAGGGCUACAUGUACGAAAACUGCGCCCUGUCGUGCAAGCGCUGCACCCCGCGGAAGGGGGGCAAGGCAGCUCUUGCUGCCAAGGCCGUCAAGCACAAGGUGCAAGCUGACAACAAGCCGCAGCGCACCAAGGAGGAUUUGGUGGCAGACAGCGCAGCACGGCUGCGUGGCGGCGGCAGCGCUGUGCUCGACAAACAGGCGGCGGCUGAGCAGACAAAGCAGCUACGUCUCAAGUGCACGGGACAUCCGGACUGGUCGCUAGACCAGGUCAAGGAUUGCCUGCGGCUGGCGGCGCAGGGCAAGGAGUACAAGGCUGCCCAGGGUGCCGUCACUGGCGGGGCCGACGGGCGUGCCACCGCGGCACGCACUGGUGGUGCGGCAGAGCAGGGUCAGCGGCAGGAGCAGCAGCUGCACGAGGACAAGGAGGUGCUCCAAGAGCAGCAGGCGGUGGAGAAGGAAGAAAGUGCUGCAACUGUGGCAGAUGUGGCCAUUGGCGACACCAUUGACACUGGCAGCAUUGGGCAAGCAGGCUCAGAUAGGCUACUGGAAGAGGGUCUGCUGGAUGGCGACGAGGGCUUGGCAGAAGAAGGUCUCGGAGCCGGCAAGCGUGGAGCGGUGAUCAAACGCAUCGGCGAGGGCACCGGCAGCAACAGCGGCGGCGCCAUGGGCGCAGCGCGGCUGGCCUUGUUUGGCGUGCUGCUGUGGGCGGGUAGCCUGGUGGUGGCUUGCUUCCUGCUGCCCUGGGCCCGUAAGGCGGCUCGUCGCAGCACCUGGGGCACAGGCGGCGGUGGCCAAAAGGGCGGAGGGAAGGGUGGGCGUGACGAUUGA